GUAAGCGAAGAGGAAGAAAAACAAAAAUUGUAGCUUGUAUUUGAAGAUUUCGUCUAGAAACAAUUUGUGCGCGACAUUCGGAAGGAAUAUAGAAGUGCAGCAGCAACAUAGAAAACCAUAACCCAGCACAAAGCUCGAGAAGAUUUUGGUAAACAAUAAAUAGAGCGAUUGUCAUGCAAGCACAAUACCAAAUCCCGCUUUCCACUUCUCCGCAACAACCGAAAGGAGUCAAUCUAUUGCAAUUACACGCUCUGCAGUGGCUGUACGCCCAUGCGCAGCAAAAUAUGCCCGCCAAUAUACCGGCGCAUUGCUGCCACGGAGCCGGACAGCCGCCGUUUAAUUACGCCCAGCCAAAUAUGAAUUAUUUUGCACCGCCGCACAACGGUCAGGCACAGCAGACGUAUUUGAAUUUCCAACCGCAGGCCGGAGUUGCCGGCAUAAGGCAGCUGUAUAAUCAUGCGCAGAGCGCCAGCCAAAAUUAUGCCCAACCCUGCGUUCAUACGCAGCAGCUGUUCAACAUUGGCCAGCCGCCCAGCAUGAGCUUUGUGCCGCCGGCGCCGUGCGGCCAAAUGCAGCAACCGUUUAGCCCUGGCCAGACCAAUCUCUACCAGAGCUGUGCAGUGCAACCGCCAUAUGGUUAUGCCCCGCAUAAUAUGGCCUAUAUGCCUCCACCGCCGCCGCCGCCGCCGCCGCUGGCGCUGGCGCAGACGCAGUGCGCCCAAAUGCAGCAGCCGUACUGUGGUGGAGCCCAAGGCGUGCAUUUUAUGGCGCCGCCGUGCGGCCAGGAUCAGGCCGUGGUCAAUACGCUGUGCACCGAACCCGUUGGCAAUGUGCCCCUGGUCAACUGCCAGUUCGAGCCGGGGCAGCCGAGUGGCAAACAUGUCUAUGUGAACGGAGCACUCUAUAAUACCGAAUUGCUGGAACCGCCAUUGGAUAGCUUCAAUUCAGCCGGAGAUACGGAAUAUCCGGCUCAUCAAUCACUGCAAAACGUGUCGCACGAUGAAGAGACCGUCGACACCGAGGAUGGUUACGAUCCGCUGGACGACGCCAUGCCAUCGAUAUAUGGUAUACGAUUCUACAAUCCGAACUAUGGGCCCGAGGGCGCCAUACCGCCGCGAUUCAAGAGGAAGAUGUACAAUCGAAAUGCCAACAUAAAUGCUUGGCUCUCGUCGAAGCAGCCGGAGGGCGGCGUGCCGCAAUUUCAGGAUCCAUGCGCAAUGUUUCAUGGUCCCAAUGAAAAUCCAAUGGGCCGCAACAAUAGGGGCAAACAGGAGCCGGGCCAGGAGCUGAAAGAUGCCGCCACAACGGCUGCUCAAAAUUUUAUCGCCUCCAUGUCGCCAAAUUCGAGGGCCAAACGCCGUCAGGGACGCAGUCGUCCACGGGGUUUCACACAAUCAUUUGGGAUCGUUGCGCCCAUCAAGCGUAACAAUUAUACGGCCAAGGAUAAUAUGGUGGCGGCCAAUAAUGUUUUAUCCUUGUUCGAUAAGAAGCCGUCGCCCAUCAGAAAAUGGGAUGACUUUGAUCCGGACAAGGGCAACAUCAAUGUCGACUGGCCUUUGCCCAACGAUGUCAAUAAAACGGGACCAAACAAUAAAUCCCAAACCAAACGUAACAUUUUUUCAAAGGAACCAACUGAUCCUUACUUUAACUAAUCUCUGGUCUCUUAAUUUAAGACAUCACAAAUAACUUUUAACAGCAGACCAUAUUUAAACAUAUUCUUUAACUUGGCAGUUCCAAACUGCCUACUCUUUGCAAUAAACAAGAUUGGGGAAGCCCCUUU
Drosophila novamexicana is the source of this 1780-nucleotide messenger RNA. RefSeq lists its product as uncharacterized. Lineage: Eukaryota; Metazoa; Arthropoda; Insecta; Diptera; Drosophilidae. The transcript is spliced from 3 exons. The record is from RefSeq and is a predicted model, not a curated record. The coding region runs from base 174 to 1652 and encodes 492 amino acids.